Sclerotinia trifoliorum is the source of this 1755-nucleotide messenger RNA. NCBI's taxonomy places the organism in Eukaryota, Fungi, Ascomycota, Leotiomycetes, Helotiales, Sclerotiniaceae. The record is from the annotation of a GenBank genome assembly.
CAGAAACUCCCCAAGAUAGUUCACCGCCCAAAGAAUUUCUGAAGAUUUCCCCAAGGCGAAGAAAGUCGAGAGAGUUCAUCAUCAUAUUAUAAGUUAAUAUUCAACAAUGUCGGGCGCAAAUGAUAAAGCAAGAUUUUAUCUUGAACAAGGCGUUCCUCAAUUACAAGAAUUCGAGCAAAAGAAAAUAUUUACAAAGGUUGGUUUACAUCUGCCUUAAAUUUAUAUGCUUUUUUUACUUUGCGAUGGGUUACUUACAAAAAAAAUGUGUUCAGGAUGAAAUUAAGACAUUGGUCAAAAAGCGAUCCGACUUCGAACAUAGAGUAUUAGUAAGAGGCUCACAAGCCGUCGAUUUUGCUAGAUAUGCUGCAUGGGAAAUGAGUCUUGAGCAUCUUCGUCAAAAAAGAUGUAAACGAAUGCGCAUAAAAGGAAGCUCAUCGCAUGCUGGUCAAGCGCGUGUAUUCGGUAUUUUCGAUAGAGGUGUGAAGAAACAUCCUGGCGAUGUCGCAUUAUGGAUGUCAUAUUUGGAAUAUGCAAGACAAGCAAAAGCGACAAAGAAAUUCAAGACGGUUUUGACGGCGGCAAUUCGACUACAUCCUACGAAACCGGAAUUGUGGCUCUAUGCAGCAAAAUGGGCAUUGGAAUUGGAUGCGGAUAUGAAUGAGGCGAGGAGUUAUAUGCAGAGAGGAACCCGAUUCUGCACCAGGAGCAAGGAUUUAUGGAUUGAAUAUGCGAAAUUGGAGAUGAUUUAUUUGGCAAAGAUUGCUAUUCGUAGGAGGAUUCUUGGUCUGGAUAUCGACAGGACUAUCGAAGCGCCAAAGGAAAUCGAAGAAACAGCCGAGGAGUCUGGUUUCACAACCUCACAGGAUAUGAUUACAAUUCCAGAUUUCAAGGAUAACACAAUGCAACCAAGCAUGAUGGCAAGAGUAGGAGUAGAUUCCGAAGCUGCAAAAGACCCCAUGACCACACCAGCUCUCAAUGGAGCCAUCCCACUUGCGAUAUUCGAUGUUGCUAAAAAGCAACCAUUCUUUUCAUCUGUCGCCGCGGAGGAUUUCUUCGAUAUGUUUGCAGCAUUUACUCAAGUCAAAUGUCUUUCUAAGAUUCUUCAACAUGUUUUAGAUAGUAUGUUGGAAUCAUAUCCUAAGGAUCCCGCAACAUGUAAUUGUUAUAUUCGUCAACCUUUAAUUGGCAUCGAUCAUGCAUCUCCUGAAUUUGCAGUAGCCAUUGGAUCGGCACUUAAUCGCCUCAAGGAAUCUAUGGAGAAUACCAAUGAUAAGACUCAAUUAUCAAUGAAGACAAAAGCAUGGAUUGAAGCAAUUUUAGCAUUACAAGAGCUAGAUUCAGGUAUUCAAACAGUAUUGCAACAUACAAUUCGAAAGCUGGAAUAAGUGCUUCAUAUUUACGGAAAUGGAAGAAUUGAGCGUAACAUAAAUCGGGAGGAUUUGAAGGUGCAUGCGAGUGGGAAUGCUGAAGCCACAUCCUCAUAAUAUAUAGGAGGGGUAAAAUUUAUUGACGGCGUUGGUUUGGGCAGGAGUAUGGGAGGAAGGUCACUCUAUAUGAGAUAUUGGACUUCGGAAGGAAAAGUAUUCAAUACCAAGAAUCAACCAAUUUACUUCUAUGUUCUCAAACCUCAAGAUUCAUGUGUAUACAUGGGCAGGCACCUCAACGAUUUCCAUCCUUUUCCUAAAUUUACGCAGCUAUCUACAUUGAGCUUUCUCAAAGUUGAGGUAGCCCUCCCUAAAUCACGAGUCUGAUAGU